AACGGGACUCAAGGUCGUAUCAGUGCACUACCAGACGAGAUUCUACUGAGGAUCUUGAAUACCUGCCCAAUGUUGAUAGCCCAAGAAGUAACUUCACAGUGAUGGGUCAACUUAGACGGCCGAUUCUCGACUACGCAUCGAUAGCACUGACCUGCCGAUCUCUCAACCGUGCCGCCACAACCAUGAUGUACAGAGAUUACAACCACUGCUACGAUCACAACCCAUCAACGAGAUUUAUCAGCAGUCUAAUCACCAAUCCGGCAUUAGGUUCAUUGGUCAAAGAGAUGAAAGAGGUCGGACAUGAAGGAUACAACGUCACAAGGUCCAGUUAUCUCAUGAAACCUCGCGCUCGCAGCUUUCAAAGCAUACAGAUGAUCUACUCCAAGAUUGAGACUCUCGAUAUACCCGAAGGAGAAGAAUAUACUGCACUUGUCCGCAAAGGCGAAGACGCAUUCAGUGCGUUGGAAUCAGCCUUGAUCCUGUACCUCACAUCCAACAUCGAGGUUGUCGCCUUGAACGACUGUCCAGAAGCAGGUGUUGAACAACGGUCACAGGAGAUUAUUUUGCCGGAGACCAGUCAUGAUCAACGACAACCACAGGCGGCAUUACUACCUAUUAUAUGCGCUGGCCGAGGAAUAUCUUAUGGUCGUGUUCACCAAUUCACACGGCUGAGAAGACUGAGCAUUCAAAUGAAAGGAUUAUGCAUCAAUUUCCUAUCCCACAUCCUUCAGCUUGACUCUCCACUAGAGGUGAUUCUGUCACGUCACUACUACCAUAGUUCCAGCAUCAACGACCCACCAUGUACCUGGGAAUGUCCUCCCAAGACAUCCAAAGUGCAAAAGAUACGGCUGGACUACUUUGAGUGUCACCUUGAAUUGUUGGAAAAUAUGCUUGGCUCAUGCCAGGCACUGACGUCACUCGCUUGCGAUGGAAUACACGAAGCACCUCUCGUUCCCAGAUGGCUGGCCAUCUGGCGGCUAUGAACUACAGGGUAUCACUCAACCCGCUUUCUUCGAUACACGCAACGACGAGUGUCUACUCGACCACAGAGCUUUUGUGUUAAAGGAUCGCUACGAUGAGUAAACGCAAGUAUACCAAAUGAGAGGCCUGUAGGUGGUGUUAGAUC
Alternaria rosae is the source of this 1126-nucleotide messenger RNA. RefSeq lists its product as uncharacterized. The transcript has a single exon. NCBI's taxonomy places the organism in Eukaryota, Fungi, Ascomycota, Dothideomycetes, Pleosporales, Pleosporaceae. The record is from RefSeq and is a predicted model, not a curated record. The coding region runs from base 102 to 983 and encodes 293 amino acids.